AUGAUUCACGUUAUUCUUUUUUUUGUUGCUCUUCUCUCACCAUAUAUCCCCAAUGCUACUUGUGUUAACAAUGAUUUUUGUGUAGCAGAUUUAUCACUUCCCAAAACUCCUUUAGGAUAUCCAUGUAAGUCAGAAAAAGAUGUAACAGUAGAUGAUUUUGUGUUUUCUGGCUUUGUAGCUGGAAAUGCAACAAAAAUUUUCAAUACUGGAAUAACUUUUGUAAAUGUGGAUAAAUUACCUGGUCUUAAUGGACUUGGUAUCUCUACGGUAAGAGCAGACUUGGGCGUAAACGGAAGUGUGCCAUUGCACUCUCAUCCCGAUUCAACUGAGUUGAUCAUCGUUGUUGAAGGUCAAUUGAAUGUUGGAUUUAUUACGCCAACAAAAGUGUUUUUGAAAGAUGCUAAACCUGGUGAUGUUAUAGCUGUUCCUAAAGGACAAUUGCAUUUUCUAGUAAACACUGGUGCUGAAAAAGCGGUUGCAUUUGCAGCUUUUAGUAGCUCAGAUCCUAGUGUGCAAACACUUGAUUUGCUCUUAUUUGGCAAUGAUUUAUCAACUGCUAUUCUUUCACAGACUACUUUGCUUGAUGUAGCACAGAUUCAGAAGCUUAAGGCUGCAUUUGGCGGCAAGAAUUAG
Messenger RNA from Lathyrus sativus (Indian pea), 633 nucleotides. The record is from the annotation of a GenBank genome assembly. NCBI's taxonomy places the organism in Eukaryota, Viridiplantae, Streptophyta, Magnoliopsida, Fabales, Fabaceae.